Messenger RNA from Trichoderma reesei QM6a, 2266 nucleotides. RefSeq lists its product as uncharacterized. The record is from RefSeq and is a predicted model, not a curated record. The transcript is spliced from 5 exons. Lineage: Eukaryota; Fungi; Ascomycota; Sordariomycetes; Hypocreales; Hypocreaceae. Gene Ontology annotation, biological process: lipid metabolic process. Gene Ontology annotation, molecular function: triacylglycerol lipase activity. The coding region runs from base 444 to 2090 and encodes 548 amino acids.
GCCGUGGGAACAGGGAGAUGCGAUCCAUUGCCUCUGCCGGGGGUAAGAGACAGACAUUCAAUCACAAGUUCACUAUUACAGCCUCACUGGCCCCGACUCUACCGACCAAGACCCAGACAGACAAACAAACCACUGCCCUUGCCUACCUAACGACCGUCUGUCCUGCUCCUCUCACGGCCUCAUUGACUCGACAGUUGCAAACAACAUACGAUGCCGUCGUCGUCUCCCGCUUACACUCGGCGCGCUGCGAUCUGAUCCUCUACCUACCAAUCAAUCGCCUCCCACAAGUCACAUCGUGAUACCGACAUCGUUGCGUGCGUGUACGGACGACGUUGGCGAUCGAGAGAACACUCGGCUCCAGCAACAACAGACACAGCACCAUCGGCACCAACUCCCCCGUGUCCUGAGAUGCCCCGGAGCGUGUCCAGCGCUUCCUCGGCACAAUGAUGGGGCUCGUGCUGGCCGUCUGGAGGGUCCUUGUGGACGUGGCCGCCUUCUGGCACAAGAAGCUCCUGAGCUGGUACACGCGCAAGAACCCCGUCACGCUGUGGCUCGAGCUGCUGCGCAAUGCCGAGACGUUUGAGGACUGGGAGGAGGCGGCGCUGCAUCUCGACAACCUGCUGGGGCUGGACCUGUGGAGAAACAACCCGACGUCCAAGUACUACGACUGGGCGCUCAUCGCCGAGCGCCUCGACUCGCUCGUCGUGGCGCGAGAGGAAAACAACUACGAGCAGCUCGUCAACCUCCUGCGAUCCGGCCUCGUCCGCAACCUCGGCAACAUUGCCGUGCCCAAACUCUACAACCGAUCCUUCUCCGGGACCAAGUAUCUGAUCGAGGAGUACAUUGCCCAGGUGGCCGAAUCCGUCGAGGACAUUAGCGCCCUGCCCACGAGUCCCACCUCGAGCCUACAUCAUCAUCCCAACGACAAGGCGUUGACGAACCAGAUGAAGCUCGACUUUAUCCACGACACGCGGCAGGCGUUUGGGCGGACGACGCUGGUCCUUCAGGGCGGCGCCAUCUUUGGGCUGUGCCAUCUCGGCGUCGUCAAGGCCUUGUUUCUCAGGGGCUUGCUGCCGCGCAUCAUUACCGGCACGGCGACGGGCGCCUUGAUUGCUGCGCUCGUGGCGAUCCACACCGAGGACGAGCUUCCGGCCGUUCUUCGCGGUGAUGGCAUCGAUCUCAGCGCCUUUGCGUGGGAGACGCUUAUCCGGAGAGUUCGCCGGUUCUCGCGAGAGGGCUACUUCUUGGAUGUCACCGUCCUCGAGGACUGCGUGAGGGCCAAUGUUGGUGACUUGACCUUUGAGGAGGCGUACCACCGCAGCAAGAGAGUGCUCAACAUUACCGUGGCGACGGAUGGCCAGGGGGCCGGCGUGCCGACCCUUCUCAACUACAUCACCGCCCCGAACGUGCUGAUUUGGACGGCUGCCGUCGCCUCCAACGCGUCAUCGCCGUCCCUAUACGGACGCUCCAAGGCCACCAUCCUGUGCAAAGAUGCCCAUGGCAACAUUGUUCCCUGGGCGCCGGCCAACACGACCGACUUUCGCCACUGGACACAUGCCUCCUACACGGAUCGCGACUCUCCCCUGAGGCGAAUCGCCGAGCUGUUCAACGUGAACCACUUCAUCGUCAGCCAAGCAAGGCCGUACCUCAUCCCCUUUCUGCAGUCCGACAUGCACGGGCCGUCUCUCGUGGAAACGAGAAGCAAGAGCACGCAGCUCUCGGCUUUCCUCGUCCGCAUGGUGGGCCUCGAGAUCCGGCACCGCCUGCGGCAGCUCGACUCCCUCCGCCUCGUCCCCGCAAGCAUCCGCCGCUUCCUGGUGGACGAGCAGGUGCCGGCGGCGUCAAUGACUCUGGUGCCCGAGGUGACUGCCGGCGACUUUAUCCGCCUGCUCGAGACGCCGACGAGGGACACGCUCAACUACUGGAUCCUGAGGGGCGAGCGGAGCGUGUGGCCGGCGGUGGCGGCGCUGCGGAUACGCUGUGCUGUGGAAAACGAGCUGGAUCGGUCGUAUCAGGUUGUGAGGAAGCUCAAGGCGGGUGACUUGAGGCGCAAGGGCAGCAUGGCGGCGUUUGCCGAUAAUGGGCGGUAGCAUUGAAUGGUGAAGGUUCCCCCCUUUUCCUUUUUUUUUUCUUUUCUCUUUUCUUUCCUUUGUUUAUUUGUAUAUGGUAUAUCUUAUGGCGCAUUAUCUAGGAGUCUAGGUGUAGGAACAACAUACUACCCUGCAUAUUUUGAUAACAUUUUAAUUAUCACUUUCCAUCAUCAUGU